GGAGUCUCUUAUAUAGAGGUAGAAAAGUAGAAUAACUAAGACGCAAAACGCCAAGCUCAUCAGGUUCUAGGAAAACAACGGAUACAGUAGUUCCGCCACCUAUUGAGGCGGUCCGUUACGAGCUUGACCGGGGCACGGCUGCUGCGUUGCCAGGCGCCAUUCCUAACGACUUAGACAGUAUCGCUGCUCACUGAUCAGCUACUUCAAACACUCUCACGAUGGCUGAAGACGUCAGUCAGGGGAAAGUUGAUCUUGAAUUGCCACCUCUCGACAACAGACUCGUUGCAUCAGCAGCUGCAAGACUUGAUGCUGCCAAGAUUCCUCAUGUCCUAUGGGGCAAUUACAUGUUAACUAUCUUUGGAAUACCAACGAUAGUCGAUGGUAUCGACUUCGUUAUUGACGAUGAUUUCAUGGACGCCGCCUAUCACACUCUCCAAGGCGAAGGGUUCAAAGAGUGCAAGUCAGAAGGUUGCAUUAGUAAAAAGAACCUUGGCUAUGCUCCAACCCCUCAUAACCAUCUACACAUCACCGAAUCUCUAUCAUUGGGCUUUUAUAAAAAAUCCGACAUCCUGUGGCGACUUCCAAAUCUAUUAAACGUGGACGGCGAAACUAUAAUCCUAGCGUCUGAUCUGAAUCAACUACCCGGUCCAGACAUCCUAGGGAGAGGAGGGCGAUUCCAGCAGGAUCUGCAUCCAGUGCGCGUUCUGGCCGUCUAUCAACUAGUUCCUGCGCUGCUUUUGCUAGCAAAGAAAGACAUGAGCACCUACGGAAGAUACUGGAUGAAUUGGAUUAGUUACAUACUGGAAUAUUGCACCGAAAACGGCGUCUUUGAUCAAAACCGACUGACCGGAAUUUACAAGACCUACAUCAACGCUUUCCUUGAGGGCGAUUACACAGCGAAACACCAGGCUUUUGCAUGUAUUGGCAUUACAGAGUAGUAGAGAUGUUGGUGAUUGUAAGGAAAAGGAGGAGGGUCACUCCGGCCUCCGUCGUUCUUUUUGUACUCUUAAAGAAACUUCAGUUAUUUGCCGCCGCCACAUGUAGCUACGGACACCCUAAGAACGUGUCUGGUUAUGCUGAAAAUGUCACAUCCUAGGAAUUGUUGUUCCAUACUCAUAGUAUGUACUAGGUCGAGGUUAAGCCAAUAAAUUGUCUACGAAUACC
Pseudovirgaria hyperparasitica is the source of this 1164-nucleotide messenger RNA. RefSeq lists its product as uncharacterized. The transcript is spliced from 2 exons. The record is from RefSeq and is a predicted model, not a curated record. The coding region runs from base 219 to 938 and encodes 239 amino acids. NCBI's taxonomy places the organism in Eukaryota, Fungi, Ascomycota, Dothideomycetes, Acrospermales, Acrospermaceae.